UCGUGACAGUCAGCAGCAGCGCGCUGUAAACAUGGCGGCGUGCAGCACAGCUACUGGGCUGUGCCCCGAACCCCCACGCUAUUAGGCGGCGACCGCGGCGACUAUGGAGACCGAAGAGGAGCAGCACAUCACCACGCUCCUCUGCAUGGGCUUCCCGGACCCGAACGUGAUAAGGAAGGCGCUCCGCUUGGCGAAGAACGACAUCAACGAGGCGGUCGCGCUCCUCACCAACGAAAGUCCCGGGCUGGGCUAUGGAUACGAGCCCAUGGAGAGCGGGCCUGCCCCCGCCUUGAGUACGAGCGGCGACGGGGAAACGAGCGGGAGGACCGGCACGGGAGGCUUCGACCCUCCGCCCGCGUACCACGACGUCGUUGAAGGCGAGAGGAGCAACGAUGAGAACGGCAACUGCUCCGGGGGCAGCAUGGAGUUCCCCACCACCAACCUGUACGAGCUGGAGAGCCGAGUGUUCACCGACCACUGGUCCAUCCCCUACAAGAGGGAGGAGUCACUGGGAAAAUGCCUCAUCGCCUCCACUUGCCUCGCCCGCCACGGCCUUGCAGACGCAGACGAGAACUGCAAGAGGUUUGUGGACCGCUGCAUGCCAGAGGCCUUUAAAAAGUUGCUGACCAGCAGCGCCGUGCACAAAUGGAGCACGGAGAUCCACGAGGGCAUCUACAACAUGCUCAUGUUGCUGGUCGAGCUGGUGGCAGAGCGGGUCAAGCAGGACCCUGUUCCCGUCAACCUCAUGGGGGUCUUGACAAUGGCCUUCAACCCUGACAACGAGUACCAUUUUAAGAACCGAAUGAAGGCCUGUCAGAGGAACUGGGCUGAGGUUUUUGGCGACGAAGCCAACGUGUUUGCCGUUUCUCCAAGUAACACCUAUCAGAAAGAGCCGCACGGAUGGCUGGUGGAUUUAGUGAAUCAAUUUGGCGAGUUGGGAGGAUUCACCGCCAUCCAGACGAAGCUCAACGUCGAGGAGAUCGAAAUAGCUUGUAUUUCCGCUCUGGUCCAGCCUCUGGGUGUUUGUGCCGAAUACCUCAACUCUAGCCUUGUCCAGCCUAUGCUUGAUCCAGUUAUCCAUAAGAUGAUCACAUAUGUACAGAACCUGGAGGAAAAGGACCUUAAAGACAAGCGGCUGGUGAGCAUUCCAGACCUCCUGUCGGCCAUCAAGCUGCUGUGCAUGAAGUUCCAGAGGGACAUGGUCGCGGUGGUGGACGACCUGCGGCUGGACACGCUGCUGCGCAUGCUUAAAACCCCCCAUUUCUCCACCAAGAUGAACUCCCUCAAAGAGGUGACAAAGUUGAUAGAGGAGAGCACGGUGGCAAAGACUGUAAAAAACGCUAUAGACACAGAUAAACUGCUUGAUUGGCUUGUGGAGAACUCUGUCCUGUCAAUAGCACUGGAGGGUAACAUUGACCAGGCUCAGUACUGUGAGAGAAUUAAGGGCAUCAUUGAGCUGCUGGGAAGUAAACUCUCCCUGGACGAACUCUCCAAAAUCUGGAGGAUACAGGCAGGCCAGUCGUCAACCGUGAUCGAAAACAUCCACACCAUCAUCGCCGCAGCCGCCGUCAAGUUCAGUUUCGAUCAGCUCACCCACCUGUUUGUGCUCAUUCAGAAGAGCUGGGAGGUGGAGAGUGACCGCGUCAGGCAGAAGCUGCUCAGUCUCAUCGGGAGGAUCGGCAGGGAGGCUCGCUCCGAGGCCACCACGGGCAAGGUCCUGGAGGUUCUGUGGGAGCUGGCGCACCUCCCCUCCCUGCCCACCAGUCUAGUUCAGCAGGCCCUGGAGGAGCACCUGGGGAUCCUGAGCGACGCCUACGCCGUCAAGGAGACUGUGAAGCGCAACUACAUCAUUAAAUGUAUCGAGGACAUCAAGAAGACUCAGGAGGACGCAAAAGGCAGCGACACUCAAAGUUCAUUUCUCACUGGCUCUUGGGGAAAGAGGAAAUCUAUGUCUGUGGCCAAAGCUUCCCAGCAGAGCAGUCCCCAGGCGGUGUGGGUGGUACCCGCUCUCCGUCAGCUGCACGAGAUCACCCGCUCCUUCAUCAAGCAGACCUACCAGAAGCAAGACAAGAGCAUUAUCCAGGACCUGAAGAAGAACUUUGAGAUUGUCAAGCUCAUCACGGGAUCCCUUGUGUGCUGCCAUCGACUGGCAGUGACUGCAGCGGGAAGCUGUUGUCUGUCAGGCUCCACCAUGGUGGACGGGCGAUACACCUACCAGGAGUAUCUGGACAGCCACCUGCGCUUCCUGGCCUUCUUCCUCCAGGAGGCCAACCUCUACCUGGUCUGGAACAGGGCUAAGGAGCUAUGGGAGUGCCUGGUCUCUGGCCCGGAUGUUUGUGAACUGGACCGUGAGAUGUGUUUCGAGUGGUUCACCAAAGGCCAGCAUGACCUGGAGAGUGACGUCCAGCAGCAGCUCUUCAAGGAGAAGAUCCUGAAACUGGAGCCUUAUGAAAUCACUAUGAACGGUUUCAACCUGUUCAAGACCUUCUUUGAGAACGUCAAUCUGUGCGAUCAUCGACUGAAACGCCAAGGAACUCAGCUGUGUGUGGAGCGCCUUGACCUGGCGGGGAUGGAUUUUAUCUGGCGCAUCGCCAUGGAAACCCCUGAUGAAGAGAUCGCCAAUGAAGCAAUCCUGCUCAUUAUCACGUAUAGCUACACAAACCUCAAUCCCAAGAUGAAGAAGGAUUCGGUGUCUUUGCACAAAAAGUUCAUUGCUGAUUGCUACAAGAGACUAGAGGCAGCCAGCUCGGCCCUGGGUGGCCCUACUCUGACGCACGCCGUUACUAGAGCCACCAAGAUGCUGACGGCCACCGCCAUGCCGACGGUGGCCACAUCUGUACAAUCGCCAUCCAGAUCCACUAAGCUGGUUAUAAUAGAGCGACUGCUGCUGUUAGCCGAGCGCUACGUCAUUACUAUAGAGGAUCUAUACUCAGUUCCUCGCACAAUUCUACCUCACGGGGCUUCGUUCAACGGACACCCCGUCACUCUUCACAUAACCUACGAGUCAACCAAAGACACGUUCACCUUAGAGACCCACAGUAAUGAGACGAUAGGAAGUAUCCGGUGGAAGAUAUCCGAGCACUUGAGCUGUCCGGUGGAUAAUGUCCAGAUCUUUGCCAAUGAUAGCGUGUUGACCAUGAAUCGGGACCAGAAACUGCUGUCCCAGCUGGGCUUUAGCGACGAGCAGAGCCUGACGGUGAAGAGCUCCGGCACGGGCACGCCCUCGGGCAGCUCCGAGUCGUCGGCCUCCGCCUCCAGCAGUUCCAGCUCGGCCGUCUUCAACUCUGCCUACGCCCUGGAGCAGGAGAAGUCUCUUCCCGGUGUGGUCAUGGCGUUGGUGUGCAACGUGUUUGAGAUGCUAUACCAGCUGGCCAACUUGGAUGAAUCCAGGAUCACGCUGCGUGUGAGGAAGCUGCUCCUCCUCAUCCCAACAGACCCGGAGGUGCAGGACGCUCUAGACAACUUUGUUCCCAAAGAAUCCAGCGUGUGGAGCCAUCAGAAGACGCUGUUUACCCUCGGCGCGGGGACCGGCUCUCGCUCUCCAUCCAUGGCCUCCAAGCAGCAGCACCAGCAGCCCAGUGCUGCCUCCAUCCUGGAGUCCUUGUUCAGAUCCUCCGCCCCGGGCAUGUCUACUUUUAGAGUGCUCUACAACCUAGAGGUGUUGAGUUCCAAACUGAUGCCCACGUCUGAUGACGAGAUGGCUAAAACCAGCAGCAAGUCCUUCUGCGAGAACUUCCUCAAAGCAGGAGGCCUCAGUCUGGUGGUGAAUGUGAUGCAAAGAGACUCCAUCCCAUCAGAGGUGGACUACGAGACCCGACAAGGAGUCUACUCCAUCUGCCUUCAGUUGGCCAGGUUCCUUCUGGUUGGCCAGAGCAUGCCCGCAUCGCUGGACGAUGACAUCAUCCGUGAUGGCGACGCGCUAUCGUCCCGCCCGUUCCGCAACGCGGGCCGCAGCGGGCGCCAGCUCUCGCUCUGUGCGACUCCGGAAAAGUCCUCCUACAGGCAGAUGUCUCUGUCGGAGCGCUCGUCCAUCAGGGUGGAGGAGAUCAUACCUGCUGCUCGCGUGGCUAUUCAGACUAUGGAGGUCGGCGACUUCACAUCCACCGUGGCCUGUUUCAUGCGACUGACAUGGGCGGCGGCUGCAGGGCGACUGGAUCUGGUUGGUAGCCCUCAGCCAAUCAGAGAGACCCACGGUGCACUUCUACCUCAGGGAGUUCGCACUUGCAGCACAGGAAGUAACUGCAGCUCCAGCAGCGAGGGAGAGAGCACGCCGACGGCACUGCAUGCUGGGAUAUGCGUGCGACAGCAGAGCGUCUCCAUAAAAGAUGCCAUCAUCGCCCGGGAGGCUCUGUCACUCCUGGUCACCUGUCUGCAGUUACGCUGUCAGCAGCUAUCCUCUUUUUACAACCUGCCCUCAGUCAACGACUUCAUCAUUGAUGUACUGCUGGGGUCUCCCAGUGGAGAGAUUCGCCGCGUAGCUUGCGACCAACUUUACACUCUGAGCCAGUCGGACACGUCAGCCUUCCCCGACGUGCAGAAGCCCAACUUGUUCCUGCUCUCGGUCAUCCUCACCGCUCAGCUGCCAUUGUGGAGUCCUACCUCUGUCAUGAGAGGGGUCAACCAGAGAUUGCUGUCACAAUGUACGGAGUACUUUGACCUACGAUGUCAGCUACUGGAUGAUCUAACAACGUCGGAGAUGGAGGUGUCGCAAGUCAGCAGCGCCUCCAUGCUGGAGGACGAAAUCUCUUGGCUGGACAACUUUGAGCCCAGCUGGAGCUCGGCGAUGGAGACCAGCGAGGCGGACAACAUCCUCCUGGCCGGACACCUGCGGCUCAUCAAGACCUUGCUCUCACUGUGCGGAACUGAGAAGGAGCUACUCGGUCCUUCACUGAUCCAGCAGUUGUUGGAUGACUUCUUGUUCCGAGCCUCACGCAUCAUCAUCAACAGUUCCAACUCCACCGCCUCCCCAGCCCCUAGCCACGACUUCCACCCCAAGUGCAGCACCGCCAGCAGCCGCCUGGCGGCCUACGAGGUUCUGGUAAUGUUGGCCGACAGCUCCCUCUCCAACCUGCGCCUGAUCACCAGAGAGCUGCUCUCCAUGCACCACCAAUCUGACCCUUCGCUCUGUAAAGAGUUUGAUUAUCUUCCCCCUGUAGAGAGCCGCUCAGUGUCCGGCUUUGUUGGCCUGAAAAAUGGCGGCGCCACUUGUUACAUGAAUGCUGUUUUCCAGCAGCUUUACAUGCAGCCGGGCCUAACAGAGGCUUUUCUGUCCAUCGAAGAUGACACAGACCAGCCCGAGGAGAGUGUCUUUUACCAGGUUCAAUCUUUGUUCGGUCACUUGAUGGAGAGCAAGCUGCAGUACUAUGUCCCAGAGAAUUUCUGGAAGAUCUUCAAGAUGUGGAACAAAGAGUUGUACGUACGAGAGCAGCAAGAUGCCUAUGAGUUCUUCACCAGCCUGGUGGACCAGCUCGACGAACAUCUCAAGAAAAUGGGCCGAGAGCAAAUCUUCAAGAACACAUUUCAGGGAAUCUUUUCCGACCAGAAGAUCUGUAAAGACUGUCCUCACCGGUACGAGCGGGAGGAGACGUUCAUGGCGCUGAACCUUGGCGUGACGUCCUGCCAAAGCCUGGAGAUCUCAUUGGACCAGUUUGUUCGAGGCGAGGUCCUGGAGGGCAGCAACGCCUACUACUGUGAGAAAUGCAAGGAAAAGAGGACCACGGUGAAGAGGACAUGCAUCAAAUCUCUGCCCAGCGUUCUCUGCAUCCACCUCAUGCGCUUUGGCUUCGACUGGGAAAGCGGACGCUCCAUCAAAUAUGACGAACAGAUCCGGUUCCCCUGGGUGCUAAACAUGGAGCCGUACACCGUGUCCGGUAUGGCACGUCAAGACUGCAGCGGAGACGGCGGCGAGGGGCGAGGCGACGGUUCCUCUGGAGGGUCGCCUAGGAAGAAAGUCACUAUUUCUGAGAACUACGAGCUGGUGGGCGUUGUGGUCCACAGCGGUCAGGCACACGCCGGCCACUACUACUCCUUUAUUAAAGAUAGACGCGGCAACUCACGGGGACGCUGGUACAAGUUCAACGAUAACGUGGUGGAGGAGUUUGACAUGAACGAUGAAACGCUAGAGUAUGAAUGCUUCGGGGGAGAAUACCGACCCAAAGUUUAUGACCAGUCCAACCCCUAUCCUGAUGUGAGGAGGCGGUACUGGAACGCCUACAUGUUGUUUUAUCAGAAGAUCAGCGACCAAAACUCCCCCGUCCUGCCGAAAAAGAGCAGAGUUAGCAUCAUGAGGCAGGAGGCAGAGGACCUCACACUGUCCGCCCCCUCCUCCCCUGACGUUUCGCCGCAGUCGUCUCCUCGCCCACCCAGGGCCAACAACGACCGCCUGACCUUGCUCACCCGCCUGGUCCGCAAAGGCGAGAAGAAGGGCCUGUUUGUGGAGAAGAUGCCCGCCAGUAUCUACCAGAUGGUGAGAGACGAGAAUCUCAAGUUCAUGAGGAACAGAGACGUCUACAACAGCGACUACUUCAACUUCACGCUCUCGCUGGCCUCCGUCAACGCAACAAAACUGAAGCAUCCAGACUACCAGGCCAUGGCCAAAGAAAGUCUGCAGCUUGCUGUCCAUUUCCUCUUCCACACUUUUCUGCACACCAAAAAGAAGCUGCGAGUGGACACUGAGGAGUGGAUGGCUACAGUGGAGGUGUUGCUGUCAAAGAGCAGCACAGCCUGCCAGUGGAUGGUUCAGUACCUGGUUGGACCGGAGGGACGAGAGAUAACCAGGGUGUGCCUGCUGGAGUGCGGCAUGAGGGAGGUGAGGGUGGUGGUGGCCUCCAUCUUAGAGAAGACCCUAGAGAGCGCGCUCCACUUCGCCGAUCCCGGACUGGACGGCCUGACCGACGCCCUGCUGUCCUUGCUGGACAAAGAUGUUCCCGAGAACGUGAAAAACUGCGCGCAGUACUUCAGCCUCUUUAGUAGCUUCUCUCAUAAGGGCGGCGAAGCUUGCCAGCUGUUGUUGAAACACUCAGCCUAUCGCCGGAUGCUUCUGUUCCUUUUGGGGCCCAAUCGCCAAAACAACCAGAACCGGCGAUGGAGUCCAGCCCAGGCUCGAGAGUUCCUCCACCUCCACAACUCGCUGGCGCUUAUCACGCUGCACUCAGACCUCGACUCCCACCGGACGCACGCUCCGGAGGGCUUUAACCCGCGUGUCGGCAGCAUCCCAUCCUCCACGCCACUCUUGCCCCUCCACCCGGACAUCCUGGCCUCCGUCUUCAUGCCUGAGGGACAACCCUACCUUCUGGAGGUGAUGUUCGCCAUGCGAGAGUUGUCCGGCCCCUUGACCCUGCUCAUCAGCAUGGUGACGUACUGCUCCUACUGCAACGAGCCUUUCUCCCUGGGAGUGCUGCAGCUCCUCAAGACGCAGCUGGAGACGGCGCCGCCUCACGAGUUGAAGAACGUCUUUCAGAUGCUGCAGGAGAUCCUGGUUGUGGAGGACCCACUACAGUCCCAAAGACUCAAAUACGCCUUUGAAUCAGAGAAAGGCCUACUGGCUUUGAUGCACCAGAGCAACAACGUGGACAGCAGGCGGUGCUAUCAGUGCGUCAAGUUCCUGGUCACGCUGGCCCAGAAGUGUCCUCCUGCCAAGGACUACUUCAAGGACCUGUCGGGUCACUGGAGCUGGGCGGUGCAGUGGCUCCAGAAGAAGAUGACAGAACACUACUGGACCCCUCAGAGUAACGUGUCCAAUGAGACGUCGACCAAUAAGAGCUUCCAGCGCACUAUUUCGGCACAGGACACGCUGGCCUACGCCACAGCCUUGUUGAACGAGAAGGAGCAGUCAGGCAGCAGCAACGGCUCAGACGGAAGCCCCGCCAACGAGAACGCAGACCGCAGCCUGCGACAGGGCUCUGAGUCUCCCAUGAUGCUCGGCGACUCCAAGAGCGACCUUGAGGACGUGGACCCUUAAGACUUGUCACCCGGGUGCUGAGCGAGCCCUUGGGAGAGGCGGCGGCGAGGAGGCGGAGCUCCACGCAGCCAAAACCAAAAUGUCCAAAACAAAAGGGCUGCGCUCUGAUUGGCCCGCUUUUGUCUAUUGGAAGGAGCCGAUCGGAACCCUUGACUCGGACGACAGAGGAUAGGAAAACAAAUCAACAAUUACUUCCACUUUUUGAGAGGCGCCGCGACGAAGACGAUGAAUUAAUAAAAAAAACAAAACGCUUUGGAUUCAAAAGGAGGAAGCGCCGCAACUUCCUCACUUCAUACUUCAUACUUUUUAGCCAUCAGGUGGCGAGGGGGGCGGGGCCUUUGCGUUUUUUUUUACCAUCGUUUCGUUUGUCGCACACUCUUGCCGACCGGAGGACACGUAAACAAUGUAAGAUAUCCUUUUAAUUCAGAUAGCUUCUCCACAGGAACACACACACACACACUCACACACACACACACACACACACACACACACACACACACACACACACACACACACACACACACACACACUCACACUCGAGCACUUGGGAGUUUGCACUUUACAGUCCGCUUCAGUCCUUUUUGUUCACCGUGCGCCUCGCCUUCGUUCUGCUUUUUUUUAACACGGCCACUCAUCUCUGCGUGCCACACAGACGUCCGGCUCCGCGAUUCGCUCGCCGCUUUUUAACGCUUUUUUUAUUUCCUGCUGCCGCCAUCUUGGACUGGAGUGCGUCGAGCCUUAUGCAAGAAGCGGGGAGGGUUUUAUUUGUAUGUGCCAAGGUCAAACACACACAGGAGACACUAUGAUUGCAAGAUAAUAAAUUAAACGCACACACACACACCUCUGCGCCACCGCCUGCUUUUAUUUGCCUUUUUUUUUUUUUUUGCUUGCCGUCUGACACACACACACACACACACACACACACACACACACACACACACACACACACACACACACACACACACAGGGCAGAUGUAGCCAAGGCGUUAACACAUGUAGCCCAGUUAUCGGGAGUUCCCAAGUGCCUUACUCUCCCGAUAACAACACCCUCCUCGUUGCAGUGUGUGUGUGUGUGUGUGUGUGUGUGUGUGUGUUAGCUUAGCAUGUCUCAGCUUUAACAGGUCAAUGUUUACAAACGGCGAGGACCUAGGAAGCAAUUAUGUGCUUUUUUUUGUUCUUUUUUUUUCUCCGACGACACACACAUCCCUCUAUUACGCUCUCUUGCGUAAUAGAGGGAGAUAUUUAAAAAAAAAAAAAAAAAACUAAACAAGAUGGCCCCCCUAGUGCUGUCUCCCCCCCCACCCCCCGCCGUGUCCGAGCACUUCCUGUCAUGUGUUCUCAAGUACAAAUCCACCGAGUCGUCAUCGCUUCCGUCGCCAUGUAAAAAUAGUAAAAAAAAAAAAAAGAAAAAGGAAAAAUAAUAAAAACUUGUUUUUUUUUUGUUUUGUUUUUUUAAUAUCGGGGAGGGUAUGGUAAGGAUGAGGGGGAUCCAUGUGGGUUUUACCGUCAGUCUUCUGCCAUCAAAGGUUUUUUUUUCUUUUCUGUCUCGCAUGUUAAAAAGUCCACUUUUAAUUUGUACAACAGACAGUUUGAAUAUGGGGAGAUUUGAUAUAAAAUAAACUGGAAUGCACAACU
Molecule: messenger RNA, 9595 nt
Organism: Nerophis lumbriciformis (worm pipefish)
Lineage: Eukaryota; Metazoa; Chordata; Actinopteri; Syngnathiformes; Syngnathidae
Gene: usp24
Product: ubiquitin specific peptidase 24
Biological process (GO): protein deubiquitination
Cellular component (GO): nucleus; cytosol
Molecular function (GO): protein binding; cysteine-type deubiquitinase activity
Source: RefSeq, a predicted model, not a curated record